UCAAGAGUGGAUAUAUAUCCAAGAAACUGGAAGACCUUAGUGCAGAAUAAGAAUUCGGUUGUACUUCUCUGCAAAAAAAAAUUAUACGUAAAAUUGGACCAUGCAAGAGCCAAAAUAUUUUACCCUUGCACUCUUUGUCAUAUUAUAUGUAAUAGGGACAGCAUCAUCUUUUAGUAUUGGCACUCUUGUUGUGGGUGGAGUUUCUAGUUCUAAGGCCGAGUUUCCCUUCAUAGUUAGUAUCAGAGCAAAUAACCGUCACAUUUGCGGUGGUACAAUACUUGACUCAGAAUGGAUUGUGACCGCGGCACAUUGCGCUGUAUAUUCCAUGUCGACAUACACAAUUGUUGCGGGAGAACACAACUUGAACGUGGCCGAGGGGACAGAACAGGAAAGGAAAUUGUCCAGAAUAAUUUCUCAUGAGAAUUAUAACUCAGACUCCAUGGCGAACGACAUUGCACUUAUGAAAGUAACGCCUCGUUUCAACUUUAAUGUAAAUGUCCAACCUGCUACGAUUGCAACCAAAGACUUUGUUGUACCAUCGACCACAAUUGUCGCGGGUUGGGGUUACACAAAAGAAGGGGGAGGUUUGCCAAAUAUACUGCAAAAAGUCACAGUUCCCGUCGUGCCAAAUGCGCAGUGUCGGAAAGAUUACUCCAACCUUGGCUGGAUGAUAACGGAUUCAACAAUUUGUGCAGGGGCGGCUGGAAAGGAUUCUUGUAACGGAGAUAGUGGAGGUGGACUAUUCAGCAAUGUCAACAAUAAGAAAAUUUUGUGCGGCAUCGUGUCUUGGGGCAUAGGUUGUGCAAGGCCAAACCUUCCUGGAGUUUAUUCAAGAGUCAGUUCUCACCUAGAUUGGAUUAAAAAUAAUAAGAAACGAUAAACCAAGAACAAUAUAUGUAUGUUGAAAAUGUCAUGUCUAAAGUUUUUCAAAGUCAGGAUUAUUAAUUGUUGUGAGAAAAUAAAUCACGGUAAACUAGAGUUUUAUUUCAAUUAAUUAAGUAAUUAAAAACCGUUAACUGUC
This is a messenger RNA of Folsomia candida, 1021 nucleotides long. Its product is annotated as trypsin-1. The coding region runs from base 101 to 880 and encodes 259 amino acids. NCBI's taxonomy places the organism in Eukaryota, Metazoa, Arthropoda, Collembola, Entomobryomorpha, Isotomidae. The record is from RefSeq and is a predicted model, not a curated record. The transcript is spliced from 5 exons. Gene Ontology annotation, molecular function: serine-type endopeptidase activity. Gene Ontology annotation, biological process: proteolysis.